GUUGCUUCGUACCGACAGACGUGAGUAAUCGAUACCAGAUCAUGGGAGGCGGCAAUGUUUUCAUGCCUGCUGCUGACAAUCUGGCCAACUCACUCUGCCAUGGCGCUCGUAAUGUCGCACACUAAGGAUUCACACCGUGUUUGAAGUCACUUGAGCAAAACUUUAACUCGUGCGUUUUGUGUUUCAUUUGGUCAACAUUUACCCCUGAAUCGGCCAUGACUGUAGAGCAGAAUGUCCUCCAGCAGCAUUCUCAAAAGCACCAGCAGACGCUACUAAACCAGUUGCGAGAGGUCACAGGCACCACAGAUGUACAGCUCCUUCAACAGGCCUUGCAGGUGAGCAAUGGAGACCUGGCUGAGGCUGUGGCCUUUCUGACAGAGAAGAAUGCCAAAGUUCCUCAGCAAGAUGAGACUACCUACUACCAGACUUCUCAGGUGUCCAGUGACAGAUAUAUCAGCGUGGGCAGCCAAGCAGACUCCAAUGUCAUUGACUUGACUGGAGAUGAUAAAGAUGACCUUCAGAGAGCAAUUGCCCUCAGCCUGGCAGAGUCCAACCGAGCAUUCAGGGAGACCGGGAUCACCGAUGAGGAGCAGGCCAUCAGCAGAGUUUUGGAGGCCAGCAUAGCAGAGAACAAGGCAUGUCUGAAGCGCACCCACACAGAAGUAUGGAGUGAUUCACCCAACCCACAUGACAGGAAGAGGAUAGACAACUGCCCCGUAGGCUUGAAAAAUGUUGGCAAUACUUGCUGGUUCAGUGCCGUCAUUCAGUCUCUUUUUAACCUGCUGGAGUUCCAGAGGUUGGUGCUCAACUACUCUCCACCAGCUAGGGUCCAUGAUCUGCCUCACAACCAGAAGGAACACAGGAACCUUCCCUUCAUGCAAGAGCUGAGGAAUCUCUUCUCCCUUAUGGUUGGGUCCAAGAGAAAAUAUGUGGAUCCAUCACGGGCUGUAGAAAUCCUGAAAGAUGCCUUUAAGUCCAGUGAAUCACAACAGCAGGAUGUCAGUGAGUUCACACACAAGCUCCUGGACUGGCUAGAGGAUGCCUUCAAAAUGAAGACUGAAGAAGACGGGGAAGAAGACAAGCCAAAGAACCCAAUGGUAGAGCUUUUCUAUGGACGAUUCCUUGCCGUUGGUGUCCUGGAAGGUAAAAAAUUUGAGAACACAGAGAUGUUUGGCCAGUAUCCGCUGCAAGUGAAUGGCUUCAAGGAUCUCCACGAAUGUCUGGAGGCAGCAAUGAUCGAAGGGGAGAUUGAAUCCCUACACUCAGCAGAGAACUCUGCACGGUCUGGACAAGAGCACUGGUUCACAGAACUCCCUCCCGUGUUGACCUUCGAGCUCUCAAGAUUUGAGUUUAAUCAAGCACUUGGACGACCUGAGAAGAUCCACAACAAGCUUGAGUUCCCUUCUAUGCUCUACAUGGACAGAUACAUGGACAGAAACAGAGAAAUAACCAGAAUUAAGAGAGAGGAAAUCAGGAGGCUGAAAGAACAUUUGACACUGCUCCAGCAAAGACUGGAAAGGUAUCUGAGCUAUGGCUCUGGCCCCAAGAGGUUUCCUCUGGCAGAUGUCCUCCAGUAUGCUAUGGAGUUUGCCUCCAGUAAGCCUGUGUGUACCUCGCCUGUGGAAGAUAUCGACUCAUCAGCACCCCCUGGUGGCACAACUGGACUACAGCUGCCUCCUCCAAGCAGCUUGGCCGAGCAGGACACUUUGGCUUCCCCAGAGAGCUCAGGCUCUGCCUCAGGCCCUGCUUCAACUCUUUCUACAGCCCAGCAGCAGAGAGCACCCAUUCAUAAGCCUUUCACCCAGUCCAGACUACCUCCUGAUCUCCCCAUGCACCCUGCACCUCGCCAUAUUACCGAAGAAGAAUUGAGAGUGCUUGAGGGAUGCCUGCACCGAUGGAGGAGUGAAGUUGAAAAUGACACCCGUGAUCUACAGGACAGUAUAAAAAGAAUCCACAGAACCAUUGAGCUGAUGUACUCAGACAAAUCAAUGAUGCAGGUUCCUUAUCGGCUUCAUGCAGUGUUGGUCCAUGAAGGCCAGGCCAACGCAGGUCACUACUGGGCCUACAUCUAUGACCCACAUCAGCGUUGCUGGAUGAAGUACAAUGACAUCUCUGUUACAAAAUCCUCCUGGGAGGAACUUGUGCGGGACUCGUUCGGAGGCUACAGGAACGCUAGUGCCUACUGUCUUAUGUAUAUCAAUGACAAGAAGCCCUUUCUUACAGAAGAGGAGUUUGAUAAAGAAACCGGCCAGAUACUGAGUGGCAUGGACAAACUUCCGCCGGACCUGAAGCAGUAUGUAAAGGAGGACAAUGAGCUCUUUGUCAAGGAAAUUGAGGAGUGGAAUGCUCUGCAGGCUCGCAAGGCCCAGCAGGAAAAAAUGGCUGUCGCCGCAGCAGCAGCUGCGGCAUCAGCAGCAUCCAACACCUCCAUUUCCUCCUCCUCACCCCAGCCCAUGAGUAUUGAUGGCAGCCCUCCAGACAAUGCAGCAGCACCCCAACAGGAUCCUGAGUACAUGGAGCAGCCAUCACCCACCAAUGACUCCAAACAUCUUCAGGAGGACACAGAGAGAGCCAUCUCCAGGGCCACUGCUGAACAGGAGGAGAGAAGCCCUGAAGCGCUGUUAAAUGCUUCUCUUGACCCUCCCACUUCCCCUCAGCCUGAAGUCCAGUUGACCACCCCCUCAAUCCCGCCUCCUGAUUUUGUCAUGGAGGAUGAGUCCCCUGGCCACCACACAGUAGAGGUGGCCAUUCCCAAUGUGGGGACCUUUGUCAUUGAGUCAGAAGAAGGGGGAUAUGAUGAUGAGUUCCUGCUUCCCGGGCAGGCAAUGAUGACCCCGAACAUGCAGGGUGUAAUUAUGGCCAUUGGCAAAUCCAGCAGAGUUUAUGAAAAGAAUGGGCCUGAGGCAGCCUUUUUUAAGGCUCUCAAGCUAGAAUAUGCUCGUCUUCUGAGGUUUGCCCAAGAGGACACUCCCCCAGAGAAUGACUACAGACUUCAGCACGUCAUUGUGUACUUCCUCCAGAACCAAGCACCCAAGAAGAUCCUUGAGAGGACUUUGCUCACUCAGUUUGCUGACCGUAACCUGGCAUUUGAUGAGAGAUGCAAAAGCAUUAUGAAUGUGGCACGUGCAAAACUGGACCUAAUUAAGCCCGAGGAGGUCAACAUGGAUGAGUAUGAGAUAUGGCAUCAGGACUAUAGGAACUUCCGUGAAACAACCAUUUUCAUGAUAACUGGCUUGGAGCUCUUCCACAAGACAAAUUAUGUGGAGGCGCUGAUAUAUCUGACAUACUCAUACCAGUACAACAAGGAGCUUUUGUCUAAGGGGCUGUACAGAGGACAUGAUGAGGAGUUCCUUGGUCAUUACCGUCGCGAUUGUUUGUUGAAAUUAAAUGAGCAAGCAGCUGCCAUGUUUGAGUCGGGAGAAGAACCAGUGGUGACCACUGGUUUGGGAAUCAUGAAUGAAUUGGUGGUGCCCUGCAUCCCCUUGCUCCUGGUCCAUGACACUGAGAGGGACCUGCUGGCAGUGGAAGACAUGAGGAACCGCUGGUGCUCCUACCUGGGCCAGGAGAUGGAACCCAACCUCCAAGAAAAGCUGACUGACUUCCUCCCCAAGUUACUGGACUGCUCAACGGAGAUCAAAAGCUUCCAUGACCCCCCGAAGGUUCCCGCCUACUCCACCUUGGAGCUGUGUGAAAGAUAUAGCCACAUCAUGACCACCCUCUGCAAGGUGGCCAACCAUGGGAGAUGAGCUCUGAGGAUGAGCCAGGCACCUCUCCCCUUAUUCCAGGCUCGACGCUGGGCUUAAAUCCCAUGGACCUCUCUUAACCCAUGCCUUCCUUUUAGAAAUCCAGGGCUCACUUGCUUUCUAGCUCUUAUUCCUCUGUUACUCUUUUGCUGCUAUAGGUUUUAUCAUUCAAGGUAUUAUUUCACUUAUUUUACGCAAAAACAACAGAGGAAGUGUAAGGGGGAAAGGACAAGAUGGACUGUUUUGGAGGGAGGAUGAAGAGAGAAAUGCUAGUGGAGCACAAAGACUAUCAUGCAGCCAAAAGCCAAGCACAUUCAGCUUCAGCUUUGUGAGACAAAGACAAAACAAGUUUAGGGG
This is a messenger RNA of Phyllopteryx taeniolatus (common seadragon), 4100 nucleotides long. RefSeq names its product ubiquitin specific peptidase 25 (gene usp25). Bases 216 to 3746 code for a protein of 1176 amino acids. Gene Ontology annotation, molecular function: protein binding; cysteine-type endopeptidase activity; cysteine-type deubiquitinase activity. Gene Ontology annotation, biological process: protein deubiquitination; regulation of protein stability. Gene Ontology annotation, cellular component: cytosol; nucleus. The record is from RefSeq and is a predicted model, not a curated record. The transcript has 26 exons. NCBI's taxonomy places the organism in Eukaryota, Metazoa, Chordata, Actinopteri, Syngnathiformes, Syngnathidae.